UAACAUUUGCGCAUGCGUCACUUGGUUAGCUUCUUUCCAUUUAUCGCUAUGGUUUAAGCUCUCCUUUUAGCAGCACAAUCCUUUGAAGUACUCAAAUACAUUUAAAAUACAUCAUCAAGCAGAAGUCAUUUGAAUAUUGGCGAAGAAGAGCUGCGUGUGAAAGUACACAACGAAGUUGGCGUGUUUAAUCUGUCGGGAGACCGUUUUAUAAUGCAUAAGGAUACACCGUCGUGUCGCUAGCUUAGCAUAGCUAGCCAGACGAUUUAACCUGUGUCGCGGAUGGGUUCACCGCACAAGUUUCUCUUGAAAAACAAACUAGCGGGUCUUUAGCCAGCACCAUGGACACAGCCGAGGAAGCUGAUAUUUGCCGCGUGUGUCGCUCAGAGGGCACCCCAGACAAACCCCUGUACCACCCGUGUGUCUGCACUGGCAGUAUCAAGUUUAUCCACCAGGAGUGUUUGGUCCAGUGGCUGAAGCACAGCAGGAAGGAGUACUGUGAAUUAUGCAAGCACCGAUUUGCUUUCACACCAAUUUACUCCCCAGAUAUGCCCUCACGUCUGCCCAUUCAGGACAUCUGUGCUGGCCUGCUGACCAGUGUGGGCACAGCGAUCCGCUACUGGUUUCACUACACGCUGGUUGCCUUCGCAUGGCUCGGGGUGGUUCCCCUCACUGCAUGUCGCAUCUACAAGUGUCUCUUUACAGGCUCUGUGAGCUCUCUCCUGACGCUGCCGUUGGACAUGCUCUCUACAGACAACCUCCUAGCAGACUGUCUACAGGGUUGCUUUGUUGUCACCUGCACCUUGUGUGCGUUCAUCAGCCUGGUGUGGCUCAGAGAACAGAUCGUGCACGGGGGCGCCCCUCAGUGGCUGGAACAGCAGCAGCAGCAGCCGCCGCCAAACGUGGCUGGACAAGCUAAUGAGGCCCAAGCUGCAGGUCAGGGAGCCGCUGAUGAGCCCCCCGUAGCCCAGCCGGCCCCCGCCAAUCCGCCAGCUCAGAACGACGCUGAACCUGAACCCCCUGAUGCCCCCCCAGACCAGGCUGAUGAUCCUGAAUUGGAGGAGGAGGGACCUGCCGCUGAAGAUGCAGAUCCCAACAACGGAGCACAAGAUGACAUGAACUGGAAUGCCUUGGAGUGGGACAGAGCAGCAGAGGAGCUCACCUGGGAGAGGAUGCUCGGCCUGGACGGGUCUCUGGUGUUUUUGGAGCAUGUGUUUUGGGUCGUGUCCCUGAACACGCUCUUCAUACUGGUGUUUGCCUUUUGUCCCUACCACAUCGGGCACUUCUCAGUUGUUGGUCUCGGCUUUCAGGAAUACGUUCAAGCAUCUCACUUUGAAGGUCUGAUCACAACAAUUGUUGGCUACGUGCUGCUGGCCAUGACUCUCAUCCUGUGCCACGGACUCGCCGCUCUGGUCAGGUUCCAGCGCUCCAGACGUCUCCUCGGAGUCUGCUACAUCGUUGUCAAGGUGUCCUUGCUAGUUGUCGUGGAGAUUGGUGUUUUUCCUUUGAUCUGUGGCUGGUGGCUUGACAUCUGCUCAUUGGAAAUGUUUGACGCCUCGCUGAAAGACAGAGAGCUGAGUUUUAAAUCGGCUCCUGGUACCACCAUGUUCCUGCACUGGCUGGUGGGAAUGGUUUAUGUCUUCUACUUUGCAUCGUUCAUUCUUCUCCUAAGAGAGGUGCUGCGACCUGGAGUGCUGUGGUUUUUGAGAAACCUGAACGACCCGGAUUUUAACCCGGUGCAGGAGAUGAUCCACCUGCCCAUCUACAGACACCUGCGGCGGUUCAUCCUGUCCGUGGUGGUCUUCGGCUCCAUCGUGCUGCUCAUGUUGUGGCUGCCCAUCAGGCUGAUUAAAGUCAUGCUGCCCACGUUCCUGCCCUACAACGUGAUGCUCUACAGCGACGCACCUGUUAGUGAGUUGUCUUUGGAGCUGUUGCUGCUCCAGGUUGUGCUUCCUGCUCUCCUGGAACAAGGACACACCCGUCAGUGGCUGAAGGGUCUGGUCAGAGCCUGGACCGUCAGCGCUGGCUACUUAUUAGACCUUCAUUCCUACCUGCUCGGGGAGCAGGAAGACAACGAAGCCAACCAAGCAGCGAACAACAACAACAACCCCCCCAAUGCUCAUCAAAACAACAACAACCCGGCCCCAGCUGUUGGGGAGGGGCUACAUGCAGCGCACCAGGCCAUCCUCCAGCAGGGGGGGCCUGUGGGUUUCCAGCCAUACCACCGUCCCCUCCGCUUCCCGUUUAGGAUUGUUCUAUUGAUCAUAUUCAUGUGCAUCACCCUGCUGUUGGCCAGUUUGGUUUGUUUAACUCUUCCAGUGUUCACAGGCCGCUGGCUGAUGUCCUUCUGGACGGGAAGCUCUAAAAUCCACGAGUUGUACACAGCAGCAUGCGGCCUGUACGUCUGCUGGCUCUCUGUGCGCGGCAUCACCGUUCUGCUGGCCUGGAUGCCACAGGGACGCAUCGUAAUCAUGCGCAAAGUCCAGGAGUGGACACUCAUGAUCCUGAAGACUCUUGUUGUGGCUUUGCUGGUUGCUGGAGUCAUUCCCCUGCUACUGGGCCUGCUCUUUGAACUGGUCAUCGUGGCUCCACUCAGAGUGCCACUGGACCAGACGCCUCUGUUUUAUCCCUGGCAGGACUGGGCUCUCGGGGUCCUUCAUGCCAAAAUCAUUGCAGCCAUCACCCUCAUGGGCCCUCAGUGGUGGCUGAAGGCCGUUAUUGAGCAGGUUUAUGCAAAUGGAAUUCGUAACAUUGAUCUCCAGUUUAUUAUCCGAAGGCUGGCAGCUCCUGUCAUCACGGUCCUGCUGUUGUCUCUGUGUGUGCCGUACGUGAUCGCUGCCGGAGUGGUGCCCGCCGUGGGAGUUACGGCUGAGAUGGAGAUUUUAAUGCAGAGGAGGAUCUACCCAUUCCUCCUGAUGAUCGUGUCACUCGUUGGGAUUCUGUCUUUUCAGAUCAGACAGUUUAAACGCCUUUAUGAACACAUCAAGAAUGACAAGUAUUUGGUUGGUCAGAGGCUCGUCAACUACGAACGUAAAUCCGGCCGAGCGAGCUCAGUCCCGCCCUCCGACCCCAUCGCAGAGUGAAUUCUCACCUCCAGCGUGUGCCACAUGUUUGCAUCUUCUCUGCUCAAUCCUUAGAUUUCAGCUCAGUCCUCAUAGAGUAAUCCUACUAAAUCUUCUGUGGAUCAUAGUAGAUUUGAUGGAUUGUGUUCAGUCUCUUUCACACCCACUGAAGACGGGAUGGGAAACUCAUACAGUCCUGAUGGCGGGACGGCCCAGUUCUAUUUCAACCAAACGGUGUAGGCAGAUAAAGUAAAGGUUUGAUCUUAAUCCAUCGUCCGUAUUGUCGCUCAUGCCUUGCUUUAAGUGCUGCCUGAUUAAUUGUACAUGUGUAAAUACUCUGAACACAGACUUUGUCUUACGAAAUUGGACAGUUGUGAAUAACUGACCAUUGUACAUCUUUAAACCGUAUGUAUAAUUUAUUAAAUCAAAGUGACCGUU
Messenger RNA from Nothobranchius furzeri (turquoise killifish), 3497 nucleotides. It is a transcript of the gene marchf6, whose product is annotated as E3 ubiquitin-protein ligase MARCHF6. Gene Ontology annotation, cellular component: endoplasmic reticulum membrane. The record is from RefSeq and is a predicted model, not a curated record. Gene Ontology annotation, molecular function: zinc ion binding. NCBI's taxonomy places the organism in Eukaryota, Metazoa, Chordata, Actinopteri, Cyprinodontiformes, Nothobranchiidae.